GUAAUGACGUGGUAUCGGAUUGGUCACAGGGUGUACUCGACGAUGCCCGAUGCCGCAUUUUAGGCAGUAUCGGAGGCAUUAUCGGAGGCAACUCUAGUGCACGCUGAACUUUGAUCCACAGAGCAAUGAAGUUGGAGGCAGUAUACGGAUGGAGGCAGUAUACGGAGGCAGGCAGUGUAAGGAUGGAGAAAGAGGUGCUGAUCCGGAGUCUUGGAUUCCUUGAAAGUGCUGGUGUCAAAGUCACCUCAUUGGUGACGGACCGACACACACAAGUUCAAAAAUUUCUCCGGGAGCAUAAACCAGAAAUUCAGCACUUCUAUGAUGUUUGGCAUUUAUGUAAAGCACUUAACAAGAAAAUGGAUGCACUUGCAAAAGAAAAGGACUGCAAGAAGAUCCAACAAUGGCAAAAGAGUGUGUCAAAUCACCUCUACUGGUCAGCAUCCAGUGGAGAGGAAACGGUGGCAAAAUGGACAUCCCUUCUAAACCACAUCCAGGAUGUCCAUGUCCACGAAAAUCCACUGUUCCCCACCCACCUUCCACUGAUAAAAACAAGUGGCAGAAUCCGGCGACAAAGGCCACCUACAAGAUUGAGAAAAUCCUGUUCAACAAGCGCAUCCUUGGUGAUGUUAAAAAGCUGAGUCCUCUGUAUCAGACGUCAGCUUUGGAGGGAUUCCACAGUCUCAUUCUGCGGUUUGCACCAAAAAAUGUGGCGUUCUCCUACUUAGUGAUGCUCUGCAGGCUUUACCUGGCUGCGUUUCAUUUCAAUGAAAAUUCUGGGCGUUCACAAGCAAGGACUGCAGCAGGAGAACUCCGGUUCCAAAUCAAAUUUCCAAAGGCCAAGAGAGGGGGACAUGUUGUGUCCAUGGUGAAAACCAAAUACACCACUGAAUAUGUCUCAGAGCUUAUGGACCUCCUCUUUAACAAGGUCAUCCAUGACCCUGGGACCUUUGCAGCUGAGCUGAGAGCAGUGGCUGUUCCUGGAUUCCUGUGCUCACAGUAUGAGCGGCCUGAGAAGGCAGAUGCAAUUGCCAGACAUGUGUCCAGGUUCAGCUGUCCAGGUGGGGUGGGAGCAGCUCCAGCACUAGGUGGCCCAACAUCAGACUGUGCAGCAGAUGUGCCAGUUACUGACAGAGAAGAGGGUCGGAUCAUUACCCAUUAGGGGUACUCUUCAUGAAUGCGGCGCACAACACAGGAGGGUAUGACCGCACGGUUAUUUUUGCCCAGGUAUCCCCAGCACCAGGACACAAAACUUCGAUAGGCCAGAACAGGAUCCCAGAAGAUGACAUUCUGAUUCAUCAACCUGCAGCAUGUGUCAUCAUGUAGCCUGUAUGGAUGUGUGAUGAAAUGGAUAGUUUUUUACUCUUUAAAAUUUCAUGUAAUUGUCCAAGUGACUUAUCAUCCAUUGGUUUCUGGUGACAUUGAUAAAAAAGCACUGUACAAACAAUGGGUAGAAGAGGGGACCAUCAUAACAGGAUGUCUCAAGUACUGACCUAUAAUUACAGGUUAUUGUUUGUGUUCAGAUAAAUUCCCUUAUUGAUCUUUUUCACCAUCAUAUACAGUAUCUCACAUAAGUGAGUACACCCCUCCCAUUUUUUCAUGGGACAACACUAUAGAAAUGACACUUUGAUAAAACUUAAAGUAGUCAGUGAAUUCCAUGCCCAAAAGGGUUAAGGCAGUGCUAGAUAAUA
Molecule: messenger RNA, 1688 nt
Organism: Epinephelus moara (kelp grouper)
Lineage: Eukaryota; Metazoa; Chordata; Actinopteri; Perciformes; Serranidae
Exons: 7
Coding region: 401-1159 (252 amino acids)
Source: RefSeq, a predicted model, not a curated record